AAGAAUUCUGGGUCAAGGUUCAUGAGUCUAGUUUGGUGGCUGCCCGAAUUGUUUCGGGAGCUUCGCUUUUGGGGCGCAUCCUCCGGUUGUCCUUGGGGCGGUAUCCUCCUAGCCAUAUUUGUUUGCUGCGCUUGGUGCUACCUCAUUGAGCGCCCUAUGUCAAGCAGACGCGGAAGAGCUGGUGCGGAAAAGUUCCGUUGGGAAGGCGUUAGCUGCAAUAGUGUUGCCUCUCGCCGGAGCCAGUGCAUCGGGCUCAGUGGAUUCAGCGUGCGCGUGUCAUUUGGUCUAUGUCAGACCAGGUGGGUGUUUGAUAGUGGUGCCAAACCAGCCAGAUGUGAUUGCAUGCCUCACCGAAUUAGAAUCAGAAGAUGGAACGGCCACUUUCGAGGGCCCCAUAGCAGUCGAGUCAAGUCGUGGUCAAGCACUAGGCACAGCAGAAGCUUGUCUGGUAGAUUUGCCUUGGGGGGUCAUCGGCAGUUUCUUUUCUGGCUCAACACUCAGAAGUGCUCGGUUCAAAAUGCUUCGCUUGUCCAAUUCGAAAUCGAAGGCCGAGUUGGUCGCCCAACCAAGUCCAGUGCGAAAGAUCUUGCAGAUACUUGGAUCGAUUCAGAAAUGGAUCCCGCAGCAGCCCAAGAAUACCACACUGCCGAAGAGGGUGCGGAGCCCGAGGAGCCGUGUCUCGAAGUUCCCCGUCACGGACUGGUGCAACCUCACCAGGAACAGGCCUCGGAGACAGAGGGCGACCUCACCAUGUUGUCCAUGCAACGGCGCAUCGCCGAACUGGAGGUGGAGUUGAAGAACCGAGGGCCAGCACGAGUCCCAAUGAUGCCUUCCCUUCCCAGCAAGACUCCCCCAUUGUUCAACUCACCGAGCCGUCCUUCAGUGCUGCUUCCCGAAGAGAUGCACCGGCUGCAACAGCUAGCCGGCGUUCCACCGCCUCGAGCAGCCUUGGCGGAGACUCGCAGGAAGUCAGUCAACUUCCCAGUGGAUCUGCAAGACAGUGCUUUGGCGGAGAGGAUGACUGCGAAGCUCAGUCCCUCAGAUAAAGUGGAUGACAUCAUGGGUAUCUUCGAGCUCUUUGACAAUGAUGCGACAGGCACCAUCUCCUUCGAGAACAUGCAGAACGUGGCGAGAAUCAUCGGAGCAAAAGAGUCGCCCCAAGAGAUCCAGGCGAUGCUCAGCACCUUGGAUACUGAUGGCGACAACGAGCUUGACCCCAUCGACUUCUACACUUGUUUGGUGAAUGGCAUGCGGAUCCGGAUGGAGGAAGAAGAUCGCCUGCAGCGGGAGCAAGCCGACUCGAUGAGGGAGCACAUGGAAAGUAUGGCCCGCUCGGGGCAGUCCCAGCGGAACAUGUCCUCGGCUGCGAUGUCCAUGGGCAAGUGA
Durusdinium trenchii is the source of this 1386-nucleotide messenger RNA. The record is from the annotation of a GenBank genome assembly. Lineage: Eukaryota; Dinophyceae; Suessiales; Symbiodiniaceae.